AACGGAAAAACCAUGAUAAGAUUCCUUCAAAUAAUUAUUAUUGAACUGCCGUAUACAUAAUAUUAUCACUUGGCAAGUUUACAUGAAGUGUGUAGGUGUGUGAUUACGUUUAAUUCAUUUAACAAGACUACUGUUGGAUAUACUGGAAGUGUAGAUAAUAUUUAGCUUAUACAUUUCAAUGCUUAAAAUAUGGUACCUCAAAAGAUACCUCGUAUCAAUACUCGCCUUUUUUGGUUUUAUGAAUAUCUAUGCCUUACGUUCAAACUUGAGUAUUGCUAUAGUUGAUAUGACACAACUGAAGAAUGUUUCUUUGAAAAACGGGACUAAUGUAUUCGAACGAGAAUUUGAGUGGAAUUCGACAUUGCAAGGUUACGUUCUUAGUUCAUUUUUUUAUGGAUACAUCUUUACACAAAUCGCUGGAGGAUUUUUGGCCGCUAAACUUGGAGGCGCUAGAGUUUUUGGACUGGGAAUUGUCUCUACUUCCUUAUUAACCUUGGUUACUCCGUGGAUUGCAAAAACCAGUGUUUACUUUCUAAUUGCAAUCAGGAUUUUAGAAGGGGCUCUUGAGGGUGUCACAUAUCCUGCUAUGCAGGAAUUAUGGUCACACUGGGCCCCUCCGUCGGAAAAAAGUCGUUUAGUUAGCAUUGCGGGAUCAGGCAGCUAUUUUGGAGCCGUAGUGGCAAUGCCUAUUUGUUCACUCUUAGCGACGUCUUUCGGUUGGGAGAGUAUUUUCUACACAUUUGGUGUAAUUGGAUUCAUUUGGUACGCGAUAUGGCUACUAGUAGUCGCAGAUACUCCAUCAAGCGACAGAUACAUAAAAGAAAAAGAAGUAAAGUACAUAAACGACGCCGUCAGUUCCAUCAAGAGCGAUGAAAAAAUCACCACCCCUUGGUGUACUAUUUUAAAAUCACGUGCAGUAUUGGCAAGUACCGUUUGUUUAAGUUGUGAAACCUGGGGAUUUUAUACGCUACUAACAUUUUUGCCUCAAAUGAUGAAAUCACUUUUAGGAUUUGAUCUCAACCAAGCUGGGUUCCUCUCAGCAUUGCCUUAUUUAUCCAUGUCUAUUAUGGUACAAGUUGGUGGUUUCUUAGCCGAUUAUAUAUUACGCAAAAAAUACCUAACUACGACACAAACAAGAAAAUUAGGGAUUAUAGUUGGAUUUUCGUUCCAAGGUCUAUUCAUUCUUAUUGCCGGAUAUUGGGUAUCCAAGUUUGGAACUCCUUUUUGUCUAGUCACUGCUGUUGGAUUGGGCGGACUGGCGUUGAGCUCUUUGCUAAUCAACCCACUGGAUAUAGCUCCCAAAUUUGCCGGGGUUAUAUUUGGCAUUAAUAACACAUUUGCAACCAUACCCGGAAUAGUCUCUCCGAUUUUAACUGGAUAUAUAGUUACUGAUCAGACCAGUGUUACCCAGUGGAGGAUAGUAUUUUAUAUAGCGUCGACUAUUUACUUGUUUGGAGCAAUUUUUAGUUUUCUAUGUACUGACGGAAAACAGCAAUCUUGGGCAGAUAUACCAGUUCCAAAUAAUAAUGGAGUGGCAUCGGCUAUUGAUUAUGAAACCCAAACAGAUAAAAUCGAUUGUUCUGAUUUUGAAAGGAAGACGUAACAAAUCGUGCAGUUUUGCUUUUAUUUAUAUAUUUUUUAAUAAAAUAUUUGAAUAAGAUGAUUAGAUUAGA
Molecule: messenger RNA, 1673 nt
Organism: Diabrotica virgifera virgifera (western corn rootworm)
Lineage: Eukaryota; Metazoa; Arthropoda; Insecta; Coleoptera; Chrysomelidae
Product: sialin-like
Exons: 8
Coding region: 179-1603 (474 amino acids)
Biological process (GO): transmembrane transport; monoatomic anion transport
Cellular component (GO): plasma membrane
Molecular function (GO): transmembrane transporter activity
Source: RefSeq, a predicted model, not a curated record